Haplochromis burtoni (Burton's mouthbrooder) is the source of this 8702-nucleotide messenger RNA. It is a transcript of the gene csgalnact1a, whose product is annotated as chondroitin sulfate N-acetylgalactosaminyltransferase 1a. Gene Ontology annotation, molecular function: glucuronosyl-N-acetylgalactosaminyl-proteoglycan 4-beta-N-acetylgalactosaminyltransferase activity. The record is from RefSeq and is a predicted model, not a curated record. The coding region runs from base 4472 to 6253 and encodes 593 amino acids. NCBI's taxonomy places the organism in Eukaryota, Metazoa, Chordata, Actinopteri, Cichliformes, Cichlidae. Gene Ontology annotation, cellular component: Golgi cisterna membrane. The transcript has 8 exons.
UGCGUCAGAUAUCAGUGUGUUAGUCUGUACCAUUAAUUCCCCUAUUAUAAAAGGUCCAAUUGCACUAAUGGACAUUUCACAUUCAUAAAAAGCAGGAAAAGGUUGAAAUUUCUGACAUCAGUGAAGCAGAAUUUGGGAAGUAAUUCGAUUUUUUUUUUUUUUUUUAACUUAUUAUCAGAAGAGUUGCCACUCUUUAUUCCCUGCUGCAAUGACCCAUUUUCCCCAUGGGGACCAUUAAUGUUUAAUCUGAUACAAUCUAACCUAACCGUGAAGAAAUGGAGCACUUGAAGAGAGGGAAAGCAGGGGGCGGGGUUGGACGGUGCAUGUUAACACAGACACUUGUAGUGAAGUAGAGGAGUGUAGGCUUUUUCGUUGUUUUCGUUUUUUUUAAAGGGCCUUCCAGAUGGCACGUCGACUGGAAGGAUCCGGAGAAACCGGCCCCUAAUGAAUGGGAGGGAGAAUCACCUGAGGGGACAAGAAACAUCAAAGAAAGCUUUCUCUCACCUUCCUACCCUCCAACAGGCUCUUUUAAUCCUGACUUUUUCCUCUCUCUGCUUCAUUUUCUCCUUGCAGCAUGUAUCUCAUCUACUCGCUUAAUAGUUCCCCUCGAGUUAUCUGAGGAUAUAGUUGUCAAACUCACCACCCACUUUCUUUUCCCACUCGUUUUCAAAUUUUAUCUUAAUUAAUCUCUCCUCCUCUCCUCUCCUUUCCUUUCCUCUCCUCUGCUGUCCUUCCCUAGAGGAUGUUCCCCAAUUUUCCAGUAAGAUAGCCAGAGGGCAGGUUCAGACAGCACUGUGUGAAAAGAAGAUAUUCAGUGAGGCCAACAAGCACACAAACACAUUAACAUCCCUGCCCUGCACGGUAACAAGUAUACCACUCGGCAGAGGCUGCAGAGCUAGGAUGAAGGAGAGGCAGACAGUAUGGAGCAGAGUUUAAGCAUGCAUGCUUCUGUGGUUUGUACGGUUGCUUGUAGACAUCUCAGGGGUCAGUUACUCACAGACAGUUUAUGUGUAUGGAAGGAAAGGGCCGAGGUAGGAGGAGAAGGUUGUUUUUAAAGGAUUAAUAUUCUCUCAUAUGAACGUGCUUUACAGAUGAGUAUAUGAAAUGAUGGGACUUAGAGGAAGAUUUAAAGAACGCAACAUUUUUUGCAACCACUCAUAAUUGUAUAUGGUCAGUAAAAAGCAUAGCAAUAUACUGAAUUUUCUGAUUUAUUUAUUUGCAUACAGUAGAUAAAGCUAUUGCUCCUAGCUGGCCCUGGAAGCCUGCCUGUGUUGUGAGAUUCCUAUUUUUUGCCUUCAAUAUUUAGUUUUGCUCACUGCAGCGCCAAAUGUGAUGGGAGGAGUGGGCACGGCUGCAUCUGGGUGGGUUUACUAUGAAGGGAGUUGAACACAGCCAGGCUUCCUUUGUAUUAGCUGGCUCGAAAAAUACCAGUCAGAGAUAAAAGUGGCUGCUUUGCGGGUCAUGUGGCUCUUCUUCCGCACAAAGUGAUUCCUAUGAGUGCACCCACUCCAAUCGGGGAUGACGAUGAUAAUAAAAUGGUGAUAAAAUUCUAUAAAGAACAGUAGUAACACAAAAUUAAAAUAUGACACGUUUGCAAAUAAGGUGAGAAAAAAACUGUUAAUUUGGAAUUUAAAGCACAGAGCGGUAAACAUUUUAAUUAAGUUAAUUUAUCGCUGAGCGCCCUCUCAGUGCUGCUGUUUAUUUCUGAGAUGACGACUGCUCAUUAGAGCCCUGAAACUUUAAACUGGAUCCAUUUAAACAUUAAUGGUUGUGUAUCCUGAUAACAGAGACGUUAGCUUCCCGGCACAAUAUAGGGAGAUAAAUUUUAUGACUUGAUAGACGUGUUGUGUGUUCCGGUAGCUGCAACUCCAGCAGUGUGAAAGAAGCUUAGAAGCAGAUUUUUUAAAAAAUAUAUACAUAUAAAAACAUUUAUACAUUUUCCCAGUCACCAAAUAAUACAACACACAGUUUGCACUAGUGUAACUUUCCAGCUCGGUUUAAUUUGUGACGUUAGUAAAAGCGGCUUAACAAUUUGCACAUGUAAAUGUACUCGCCCAUUAAGGAAUCGAUAUUGGACUCAACAAAUGCUGUAAAUAAAAGAAUGAAAUUAAUGCAAAGUCUGACCAUAGUUUGCUCCCUACCAGCUUAUGUGUUCACCAUAAGUUACCAGUUGGUGAUUUAGGUAAAAAGAGAGCCACAUGACACAGGAAACUCUGACUUUAAGCUAAACCAUUAAUCUUGCUUCUUAGUACACCCCUCUAGGAUUCACAUGGUAUCGUGCUUGUGACUGUUUGUGUAGGUAUUUGACUGCACCCACUGAAGGAUUCUGGGCAUGCAACCUACACAAACUUGCUUGUGUGCAGAGAAAGAAACCAACCGGAUGUAGCUCGACAUGGAUUAUAUGACGUGAAGAAAUGCAAUCUAUGAUAUGUUCAAGUUGAACGCUGAUUAUCUGAAAAGAUUAUUAUUUUUUUUUAUCAUUUUAUCUUGAAGACGUCAACUUGGAUCCGCUCUUUGAAGCUUGCCUUUCUUUCUUAUUGUGGUUUAGUAACAGUGCAAAUAGAUAAAUGAAUCACUUAAAGCACAUUUGUUAAUGAUUGAUAGCUGAUUUAAAAAAAAAAAAAAAAAAGUCCACUAGGUUCACCAGUGUAUGAAUGUGUGUGUGAAUGGGUGGAUGACUGGAUGUGUAAAGCGCUAUACAAAUACAGGCCAUUUACCAUUUUUACAAGAAACAGUCGAUCAGUCACAAUCCAUACAGUUAUCUCCAGAGAAGUUGCCGGCUGGGUGGCAAAUUUGAUUGGCUGACUGGCCAAAAAAACAAAAAAACCAACAAGAGCUCUGCUGGAGGACAGUUUAUGCAUCAGAAACUGUUCAGUAAUCAAAAAAAUUUUUAUAGAUUGUUUUGAGAGAUAUUGCCGUCUGUUAAAAUAACAAACCUCGGAAAUAUUGGAAAGUCUGGCGCUUGACUGUUUUUGUGUGCAGCCGGCAUUCUCUGUUUUCUCAGAUUACACUGUGCUCACCUUUGUUCUAGAUUGUAUUAUUGUUAAUUUAAAAAACAAAAACAACUUUGCUCACCUUUUCCCGUGCUGCAACACAUAUUUUGGACACUGCCCUCUAGUGACAAUUAAUAGCUGAAACAUGUAGACAACAGUUGCGUGCAGGCUCUGUGUAGACAAUCACAUGGGUGUGAUUGUAGAGGCAGAGCUGGACUUGACCAGAGGCUCUGCAGCCCCUCCUGAUAUGUCAAGUCAUUACACUCAAGCUGUGACCUCUGAAGUCACGGGAAGUGGCAUAAUUUGCAGUUCCCUAAAGGUGAGUGGGUUAUAAUCUUCAGUGUUUAAAUGACGGCGUGUUUGGAGCCUGUUACAAAACCAGUUUUGAUAUGAUAAAUAGGCAUGAAAAAACAUGCAAAGACAGAAACCCCCCAGCAUUUGAUUCAAACCCAGGACCUUUUUACUGUGAGGCAACAGUGGUAACGACUCCACCACUGUGCCUCCCUACGUCUAGCCCGCUUCUUUAAAUUGUUUUAAGGUUUAAAAUGAAUGCAUAACUCAGGGCGCGGCCACUUUGAAUAAUUCACGAGUGCCAUUUUUCUUUGUUUGGGGUUUUGUUUUUGAGCUGCUUCCUAUUUGCCAAAAUUAGCAUUGCACAGUGAAGGACAGAUAAAGGAACUAAGCUAGAAAGCCAGUGCUGUCAUGAGCUGAGAGCAUGAAAAUAUGGUCACAUCUACUUUCCAAACCCAACAUGGCACUAGGCAAAACAGCUGGGCUUAAGAUGGGAGUCCACAAACUGUGGGGUGACGUCACUUUGGCGACAUCUAUCUUUCUCUCAUAAUCAUGCAAUCUGUGCUGGCAUUCCUUUUAUAUCUUCAGUCUGGCGCUGCCACCAUCCCCACUGAUGUCUGUGGGGGAGUAUAAACAAGCACAUCUUGAAAACAGCUGAAUGCGAAGUAGGGAAAACAGCUUUGGAAAAAAAACAAACAGAUGACUACUGAGGAUUAGAGUUCUAUGAAUUUUUUUUCUUCUUUCUUUCUGCAUCAGUCGCAUUUGUAUAGGGGACUAUUUGGCUGAGCAUUCGGAUACUGGAAGGAGGACAGGAAGAGGACAACAUGGACUUAGUGGGAGAGUCAGAGCAAACAGAUGAGUCACUUAUGAGUGACAGAUGAUGCAACAGUGUCUGGAACAGUUUCUUCUCACAGACCAUGGAGCUAAUUGGACCAAGAGAAAGGACGAAAGUGUUUUUUCACAAGUGUCUGCCUUUUUUCUUUUUUUUCCUUUAUUUUGCCAGUGACACAACAGUCUCAGGCAGUUGGGAACCAAUGACCUAAUUCAAAUUAAAUGACCUCACACUGAUAUGUAGCCCGCCUCCUCACCGGGUGAUGGAACAUAAACACAAGUCAGACAUCAUUAAGGCCAGAGUGUGUGAGGUUACAUGAUACCUCUGUGGGUUUAACCAGGAGGAGUGAGUUUUGAUGUUGCGUGCAGUGAUGUUACGGCGCGGACUACUGUUGUGGGUGUCCCGUGUCGGGGGGCUUAUGGUGCUCCUCUGCUGCUCACUUUCGCUCCUUUAUGUGAUGAGAUGCAGCCCGCCAUACUCUAAUGACCCUCCACUGAGUCAUAUAUUACCCCACGCUGGAUCUAAUCAUCCCAGCUUGGGAGGCACGAGGCCGGAGAUCGGAGCGGGAGCCGCUGGGGUCGGAGGAGCUGGGCCUGCCCACAGCGGCGGUCCUCCGAGUGCCCACUCUUACCAGGUGCUCCUCCAAGAACGUGAGGAGCAGCACCGCCUCCACAUCUCCUCCUUGAAGAAACAGAUAGCUCAGUUGAAAGAGGCAUUGCAGGAGCGCAGUCAGCAGUUGAAAGGAGUACAGGAAAGCCUGAAAAGAGCCAAUGGAGGCCCAGCAGAGGGGCAGGAAGGAGGCGCUGCCUCACAAGGAGGUGGUGUUGGAGAAGCUCAGGUAGCCAAGAGCCAGCCGGCGGACCUACAGGAGUUCCUGAAGGCCCAGCUGUCAAAAGCUGAGGUGACCUUCGGCAUCAGGUUGCCCAGCGAGUACGCUGUAGUGCCAUUUGAGAGCUUCACCCUGCAAAGAGUAUACCAGCUGGAGAUGGGGCUGACGCGUCAUCCGGAGGAGAAGCCUGUGAGAAAGGACAAACGAGAGGAGCUUGCGGAGGUCCUAGAGACUGCUCUGCAUAGCCUCAAUACGCCUUCAUCUGAGCAGGACCGCAGGAGUGCAGCGGAAAAGGCCCAAGCUAGCAAAGUCUACACACCAUCUGACUUCAUAGAAGGUAUCACGCGUACAGAAAAGGACAAAGGUACGUUGUACGAGCUGACCUUCAGAGGGGAGUCAAGUAAUGAAUUCAGACGCCUGGUCCUCUUCCGGCCCUUCGGACCACUCCUGAAGGUGAAAAACGAGAGGGUGGACACAACCAAUGUGCUCAUCAACAUCAUCGUCCCGCUCUCCCGACGCACGGACAAGUUCAAGCAGUUCAUGCACAACUUCAGGGAAGUCUGCGUGCGUCAGGACGGCCGGGUCCAUCUGACGGUGGUGUAUUUUGGGAUAGAGCAGAUGAGCGAAGUCCAGAGCACUCUGGAGAACACAUCCAGGGAAGCAAAUUUUAAGAACUACACGCUGAUGCAGCUGGAUGAGGAGUUCUCUCGGGGGCGGGGUCUGGACAUCGGCGCCCGAGCUUGGAAGGGAGGCAACGUGUUACUUUUCUUCUGCGACGUGGACAUCUACUUCACCGCCGACUUCCUCAACACCUGCCGACUCAAUGCACAGCCUGGUAAAAAGGUCUUCUACCCGGUGUUAUUCAGCCAGUACAACCCCAGUGUGAUCUAUGGAAGUCCCGAUCGUAUCCCAGCAGUAGAACAACAGCUGGUGAUCAAGAAAGACACGGGCUUCUGGAGGGAUUUCGGUUUCGGCAUGACCUGCCAGUACAGGUCCGACUUCCUCAACAUCGGAGGUUUUGACAUCGACAUCAAAGGCUGGGGCGGCGAAGAUGUUCACCUCUACAGGAAGUACCUCCACAGCAACCUUCUGGUGGUUCGAGCGCCGUCGCGAGGUUUGUUCCACCUGUGGCACGAGAAGCACUGCGCCGACGAGCUCCCGCCCGACCAGUACCGCAUGUGCAUGCAGUCCAAGGCCAUGAACGAGGCCUCGCACGGCCAGCUGGGGAUGCUCUUCUUCAGGCACGAGAUUGAAGCUCACCUCCGCAAGCAGAAACUGCAGCAAAACUCGAACACUAAGAAGACUUGAAUGCUGGAGUCAGCAGCUGAAUUACGGUGGCUCUCUGUGCAAUCGGAGCUGGUGAACCCAGCUGAUCUGAACUUUAUGCUUUAAGCGGAUUGCUGUGAAAUGCUCCUGUUUGCUGUCUUGCUGAGAACUAUUGAGAUGGUCUACCCGGGAAAAUCCCUCCCUGUCUUGUUGGGUUAUGCUGACCUGUAAAAAAAAAAAGGUUUUUUUGUUCAUCUUUUGGUUGGGUCUGUCUAGUUCUCUUUUACCUGCAUUUCCAGUCUUUGCACUAGGCUAAUGCAGGCUUAAGUCUGUCUUGUCAUCUAACUCACACCUAGAAAACAAACACGUGGUUACCAAAAUCUAAAGCUUCUCCUUUUAAUGACAAGAUGUGAGGACUUUGUUUUUAAGGACUCAACAGAACAGAAACUGUUUUGUCUGCGCAUCUUCACUGUUGAAGUGGAGAGUCGGACACUUCCUGCAGCAUCCAUCUGUACUGUAAGGUGCUUUUCAGCGCUCUCCAGAAGAAAACGUGGAGCCUAAAAUUUUGAGCUUUAAGUUGACUGUGAACUGCGUGCCUUCUGUGAAUAACUCCUGAACACUGUCUGCUCUGGAUGGUCAGUAAAACUAAGUGAUCCUUCCUGCAGGUUUUAUAUAAAUUGGGGAACACUGCCACCUAGUGGGUGGGGGUUGAAUAACGUGCUUGUGAACAAUUAAGGACUUUUAUAAAGCCUUAAAUGGUCUUAUAGGUUGUUUUUAAUAUAUACAUAUAAAUUAUUGUUUAUUGGUCUUCUUUGUUUUAUUAAUAUUUUUAAUUUUUGUAAAUGCUACAAGCUUCAGGCAGUGUUUGGUGUAGGCGUUUCACUUUUGUAGUGAAGUGAGAGUAUAACAUGAAUCACUUAAUUUCUGGGUGUUUCCCAAAAAGUGUGGCAUAUACAGAUGGGUUAGAAAUGACAGGAAAACCCAACACAAAGUUAUGAAUCUUAGUAAGUUAAUUGACUGCCAGUUGUCAGGUGUCUGUCUGUCUCACACAUUGGUCCAAAAUAUGUGUUUGAGCAGGCUGAGAUUUGGAGACUUUGAACCCUCGUGUCCUGUAGACAGGGGGAUUGUAAUCACAUCUGGAUAGACAUGUUUCAUUAAGCGAUUGAAGGUGGUGCGCUGGCUUGCAGCAAGAUUUUCCUCUAAGUAGGGAUGAGUGGACCAUUAGGCGUGAGGUUGAAAUGCCCGUCACAACAUAAAAUCACUAAAUCCCCUCGCUGUGGGGUUCUAGCAUUCAGGCCUGUACCGGUUUUUGAUGCCAGACAUGAGAAUGGGAUCAAGGAUGACUCAUCCGGCCAUGGCACUUAUUUCCACGUUUCUGACAAAUAGUGCUUUAGUGGGUUUGUCCACAAAAAGUUCAGCUGUGCAUUCAUUUUGAUACAAACCACAGCAGCAUCUCUGUCUGUGUAGCUGAUGAUGGAUUGUUAUGCUGAUGUCGUCAGAUCGCUGACACUCUGCCACCUGAGGAAGAGUCGCUCCGUUUGUCUUGCACACAUCAAAUAUGCGCCAUCAGUUGUUGUUUUUAAACCUACCCACUGAUUUGUUUUCCCACUCGGCUAAAUGCAGAUGUCACUUUAGUCACUGUUCCCUGUGAAACACCAGCGAGUCGAGCAGUCUCAGCGACCAAAGCUUCCUUUCUUCUUCAUGCAAAAGCGAAAUCAACUGGACCUGCCCACCAUCUUUUAAUUUGUAACCCAUCUUUACAUAUUUAUGCCCACAGUGUGACUAAAGAUCACUUCCUUUUUAAAUAUUUAAAUUAAGAUAGAUGUGAACAUGUAGGCUACUUUGUGUUUUCAUUUACUUAAUUUGCGGCCACAUAAAUUAAUGUGAUAAAAUGUAAAUGUAAAUUAUUGACGAUGACUCAGAAAGUCAGAACGGGACUUUUAAUCUUAAGGUUUUUAUUCCACGUGACUCAAAUGUGACAAAGAUAUGAAAACUUGCCAGUGCAAUACUAAAGAAGAAAUGUGACAUUACACAUGUUUGAGUGUAGUCACAGAGAUACACAGAGAUACUUGACUUGUCUUUUGUGUUUCAUUUUACACAAAAUCACAUUCUUCUGUGUGGAAGUCAUUCAGAUGAUCCUUUUAUAUUUGAUUCUUUUAUGUUCAAGAUAUUUCUUUCACUCCAUGUAAAUGAGCUAAAUAAACAUUUGUUUAUACUUUAUGACUUUGCUUAUGUCAUAUUCUGUAGUUAUCAAAUCCAGUAUAACUAUAAGAUGGUUUGCAUUACAGAAAAUAUUCUUUUUUUCUACUUUCAACCGUAUUUUGACACGUGUAAUAACACAGACAUGUUCAUCUCUGUUUAGUUUUCUUUCUUUCUUAUGUGUUAACUCUUGAUCCAAAAUGUCCAGUACAAAUACAUUUUUAAAAAGUAAAAACAAAAAUGUUAAACAAAGAAUAUAUUAUUACAGGAUAAUACCAAAUAAUGCUAUUUA